CGCGAGACAAGCACACGAACAUGGCAGAGGAAGCUCCAGCAGCCGCGCCGGCCAAAGCCCCGGCCAAGUCCCCGAAGAAGAAGUCUGCUCCCCGGACCAAGAAGGAGGGACCCAGCCUCCCCAAGCUCAUCGUGGCCGCUGUGGCCGAGUCCAAGGAGCGGAAGGGGGUGUCUCUGGCGGCGCUCAAGAAGGUGCUGGCCGGGAAAGGGGUGGACGUGAGCAAAGCCAACAAGCGCAUCAACACCGCCGUCACCAAGCUGGUCACUAAAGGCACCCUGAGCCAGACUAAAGGAACGGGGGCCUCCGGUUCCUUCAAACUCGCCAAGAAGGAGCCCAAAGCCGCCAAACCAGCCAAGAAGGUGGUGAAGAAGAAGGCUCCCGCCAAAGCCAAGAAGCCCACCGCGACCAAGAAACCCACCGCGGCCAAGAAGACCACCGCGGCCAAGAAACCCGCCGCUAAGAAGGCUGCAGCCAAGAAGUCCCACAAGAAGGCUCCGGCCAAGAAGGCCGUGAAAAAGGUGGCGCCCGCCAAGAAGAGCCCCAAGAAGCCCGCUGCUAAGAAGCCAAAGGCCACAAAGAAGCCCGCUGCCAAGAAAGCUGCCGCAAAGAAGCCCGCAGCCAAGAAGGCCAAGAAGUAAACCUCAUCAUCCACAACCUCACCCACCCAAAGGCUCUUCUCAGAGCCACCACCCUCCCAUCUGACAUGAUUCCUCACACGAAAUAUCUUCUCUCUCAUCAUCACUCACCUGUUACUGAUCACUAGAUAAGUCUGUGUGUGUGUGUGUGACUGGAUGUUUUAGUUAGAGAUGGGAGCCGGAUUACAGACGGAUCUUGAAGAGCUGUUCCUUCCUCCUAAUCAAAAGACUGGCUUGUUCCUACAAUAACAUAGAAAAUGUCACAAUAUAUAAGAAUGACAAAUUUGUACCUAUUUUGUCUGGAGCAUCUGCUCUAAAAUCUGCAUAUUUAGUUUUGCUGUGCGUUCAAACAUAUUUCUGGUUGUACAGUUUAGUAUUGUCACGUGCAGGGGGCAGAGCAAACCGUUGUGAGUCAGUGCAUCAGACAGACCAGGAGGACGAGGAAGGACAAA
This is a messenger RNA of Melanotaenia boesemani (Boeseman's rainbowfish), 1087 nucleotides long. RefSeq names its product histone H1-like. NCBI's taxonomy places the organism in Eukaryota, Metazoa, Chordata, Actinopteri, Atheriniformes, Melanotaeniidae. Gene Ontology annotation, cellular component: nucleosome. Gene Ontology annotation, molecular function: DNA binding; structural constituent of chromatin. Gene Ontology annotation, biological process: nucleosome assembly. The transcript has a single exon. Bases 21 to 638 code for a protein of 205 amino acids. The record is from RefSeq and is a predicted model, not a curated record.